Rasamsonia emersonii CBS 393.64 is the source of this 2670-nucleotide messenger RNA. RefSeq lists its product as uncharacterized. Bases 1 to 2670 code for a protein of 889 amino acids. Gene Ontology annotation, biological process: riboflavin biosynthetic process; protein polyubiquitination. Gene Ontology annotation, molecular function: 3,4-dihydroxy-2-butanone-4-phosphate synthase activity; protein binding. The record is from RefSeq and is a predicted model, not a curated record. NCBI's taxonomy places the organism in Eukaryota, Fungi, Ascomycota, Eurotiomycetes, Eurotiales, Trichocomaceae. The transcript is spliced from 6 exons.
AUGGACAAGCUGCCCGUAGAGAUCCUCACCAAGAUCAUCGACUACCUCAGUCCAAAGGAACAGGUCAAGUUACAGCUCGUCUCACGACGAUUCUUUACGCUAUCCCGUGACAACAAUCUUUGGAGGCUUCACUGCUACGAGGGCUCAUGGCGCGCCUCAGAAAAUGCCUUCUCCAACGGGAGGGCAUCCGGGAGCUUACCGGUGUCGUCAGUCGCAUCCCUUAGUUCGUUGGGACCUGGCACCCUUCGCGACUUGAUCCAGCCACGUGUUGAAUCCAUCAAUCGAGCCGCUGACGAGUCAGGCGAUAGCCAGAACGCCUCUCACAGGCCUUCCCUGGGAGAGAGGUACAGAGCAGCAGCGGAAUGGGACCCUUCGUAUGAAACCGAAGACGUGGACUGGUAUUCUGAAUAUAUCGCACGCCACGGCCCUAUCUCUUUCAGCUGGCUGCAACAACCUUCUGUGGCCACAGGUCGUUCGACAAAUGGACAUUCCAGUGACGUCAAAGGGGUGGGAUUGCUUAGGGACUGGAGCUCUGCCAGAGAAGAUAAGGUUGUAGCCCCGUUGGAGGAUGGCAGUGUUUGUAUAUGGGACCUGAAUCACUCCCGCACUAGCACCUCGCAGACUACCAAAGGGAAGGUCGCAGGAGUCAGCAGUCCGGGCAUUCUUUUCGCUGAUUUGUCGGGAAGAAGCGAGAAGUCGUCUGCCCAAAGUUCGUCAUCAGAGUUUCUGAACGUUGUGGAGGGUGUGAGUGUCGACUCUAUCCGUAAACGGGCCUAUAUUGCCGUCGGUAACAUUCUCAACGAAGUGGACUUGGAAACCUUGCAAGUGAUCUCUCAGGAGCGAUAUGCAUGGCCGAUUUUCGCCCUGUCGCAGGAAACAGACUACUCUGUGCCGCUUACUUUGGCCACUUCGCAGAGCCUUCAGAUUUACGACUCGCGACUGCCGAUGCGUGAAGAGGAGGCAGAAAUCGGUCUCCGGUGUGAAAAGGAGCCUGUGCAAUUUCUCCCCAACUCAAAUCUAUAUAGUCAUCCUGAUUGUCACGUCCUCCAGCUGCAACCGAAUGGCCAGCCACCUCAUCAGAUACGAAGUCCGGAUCCGUUGGAAAAGGGGGCCAACUAUGCUCCUCUCUUCCAGCCCAGUCCACUGUCAAUCCUGCAUCCUCCUACUCCGCAUGUCAAUACGAUUCUUCUCGCCGGGCGGUUUCCUAGCAUUCUCUGCUAUGACCGGCGGUCCUUUCCCCGAUUACAGAACGCCGUCCACUCGGGUGCCCGGCUCUGCGGCCUAGCCUCGGUUCCUGCGCCAAAUUUCCCGGUUCCGUCGGACUCUCACUGGUCGAGCACGCAUACCAUUGUCGCGUGUGGUGAAUACAACGGGAGAGGCUCAUUAGAGCUGUACAAGCUGUCAUUUUCCGGAUCUGAUCCUCAGGAGGAAUCUGCCAGCUCAUCCUUCAAUCAAUCUACAGUUUAUCAAAAUCGCCAGAGUGCUGCAAGUUCCAAGUUGCUGUCUGUGGCGUCCCAUGGUGUCCGCAUCGUCUUUUCCGACGCGGGUGGUAAUAUCAAGUGGGUUGAGAGGGAUGGGCGGACCGAGGUUCGUCGCUGGAACAUCAACACGGAUCGAAAACGCUCGGCGGCUGCCAGCGUUGAUGGCUCUUCAGAUGCGAACAGCCCAUCGGGCAUGUUUCUGUCUUCUGACACUGGCGGAAGCAGUGACGUGGCUCGCAAAAUCCUUCCUACAGAUGCUAAUCUCACGGGCGACGAGCUCCUCAUCUGGACCGGGGAACGGAUUGGACGGCUGAGAUUCUCUCAUGACGGAGAUGCGGAAUCCGAGGAGGAGGAGGAGGACGAGGGUGAUAAGGAGGAGCGGCGGCGCGAACAGGAGUACUCUCGGAUGAUCCGAAGAGCGCUGGAGAGACAGGCCGAUGAGGGUUCUAAGCUGUCCUUCUGUACUCGUAAGAGACAUGCUGAAGUGAUGCCGGCAGUGAUGGAUAAGGGUUUACAAUUUGACCCGAUUGAAGAUGCGGUAGCAGCAUUCAAGAACGGCGAAUUCGUAAUUGUCCUCGAUUCGCAGGACCGUGAGAAUGAGGGCGAUCUUAUUAUAGCGGCGGAUUCGGUUACGGAAGCCAAGAUGGCUUUCAUGGUGCGGUACUCGAGUGGCUACAUUUGCGCUCCUAUCCUCCCCGAUCUCGCCGACCGUCUGUCCCUGCCACAGAUGGUGGUCGACAACACCGACCCGAACCGCACUGCAUACACAAUCUCGAUCGACUCGAACGACCCCUCCGUCACGACGGGGAUCUCCGCCCACGAUCGAGCCCUGACCUGCCGGCAGCUGGCCGACCCAAACGUCCGAGCCGAGCACUUCCGCCGCCCAGGACACAUCCUGCCGCUGCGGGCACGAGUCGGCGGCGUCCGUGAGCGGAGAGGACACACCGAGGCCGCAAUCGAUUUCUGUCGCCUGGCGGGCAAACCCCCGGCGGGCGUCAUCGGAGAACUCGUCGAAGAAGGCGAUCUGGUCGAAGGCGUGGCCGAGCUGCGCGGCAACACCGGCAUGAUGAGGCGGGACGCAUGCCUGAAAUUCGGCAAGCGGUUCGGCCUGAAGGUCUGCACGAUCGAGGAUCUGGUCGCGUAUCUGGAGAAGACGGAUCCUGUUGUCGUUACCAAUGGGAAGCACUGA